AUGGUCAACGCCACCUUGUUCUUCAACAUCGCCAUGGACGGCGAGCCCUUGGGCUGUGUCUCCUUUGAGCUGUUUGCAGACAAAUUUCCCAAAACAGCAGAGAACUUUCAUGCUCUGAGCACCAGGGAGAAGGGAUUUGGUUUCAAAGCUUCCUGCUGUCACAGGAUUAUUCUGGGAUUUAUGUGCCAGGGUGGUGACGUCACACGCCAUAAUGGCACUGGCGGCCAGUCCAUCUAUGGGGAGAAAUUGAUGAUGAGAAUUUCAUCCCGAAGCACACAGCUCCUGGCAUCCUGUCCGUGGCAAAUGCUGGACCCAACACGAACGGAUCCAUCUUUCAUGCGCACCGCCAAGUCCGAGUGGUUGGACGGCAAGCACAUCGUGUUUGGCAAUGUGACCGAGGGCAUGAACGUCGUGGAAGCCAUGAGUGCUUUGGGUCCAGGAGCUGCAAGAAGAUGA
This is a messenger RNA of Neofelis nebulosa (Clouded leopard), 456 nucleotides long. Its product is annotated as peptidyl-prolyl cis-trans isomerase A-like. The transcript has a single exon. The record is from RefSeq and is a predicted model, not a curated record. Gene Ontology annotation, molecular function: peptidyl-prolyl cis-trans isomerase activity. Bases 1 to 456 code for a protein of 151 amino acids. NCBI's taxonomy places the organism in Eukaryota, Metazoa, Chordata, Mammalia, Carnivora, Felidae. Gene Ontology annotation, biological process: protein peptidyl-prolyl isomerization.